AUGUUUGAUUUUGGAUCAAAAUAUUUUUUUACUUCCAAGGAUGAAGAAGAAGAACUUGAUUCUGGGAAUCUUCCUGCCUUGCAACAAAAAUUAAUAAUAUUGCGAUUUUUUAUACGAAAACAUCAACAAAACAUAUUGGACCUUUCUUUAGAACAACAACAAUCCGCUCUACAACCUUCUCAACAACCUUCUCAGCAACCUGCUGAACAACAACCUGCUCAACUACAGCCUGCUCUGCAACUGCUCAACAAACACAAGAUAAAAAUUAAGAUUCAAGAAGAAAUCGAAGCCAUUCCACGUCCAAGAUCUAAUGUGUCUGUCUAUUUUCACUAUAUUAAUAUUAAUGGCGAAGAGGAGAAAAGACUGAAUCCUGAUGUACCACUUUCAUUUUGGAUACCUGAUGAUAUUAUUCUUGAUGAUGAAGAAAUUCCAAAGGUAAAUAUAGUAGAUUAUAUUUUAGAACCUGAAAUUAUAAAUAACACCACAACCACCACAACAAAUCAAGAAAUUGAUAAAAAUAAAAAUGAAGAAAAAGAAAAAGAAAAAGAAAAAGACGAUUCAUUUGUAAUUUUUUGUAUUGAUGUUAGUGGUAGUAUGGGUUUAUCAAGUAAUGUUAGAGGUGGUAUUUCUUUACCUUCAUCAAAUAGAUUUCAAGAUUAUUAUAUUUUAUGA
Dictyostelium discoideum AX4 is the source of this 672-nucleotide messenger RNA. RefSeq lists its product as hypothetical. The transcript has 2 exons. The record is from RefSeq and is a predicted model, not a curated record. NCBI's taxonomy places the organism in Eukaryota, Evosea, Eumycetozoa, Dictyosteliales, Dictyosteliaceae. The coding region runs from base 1 to 672 and encodes 223 amino acids.